AUGUCAAAUGGCAGUCCCACGGUACGGAGUACUCCGCUGGAAGAUCGCAGCUUUUCACCCGGUCCUGAGCGCGUCGUUGCGUCGGAGGAUCUACCUGUUCGGACCGGAUGGAGCCCCACAGCUCCGUCGGUUGAAGAUACUGGAGAUGGCACCGACACACCUUACCAUCCGUUCAACGAGCAUUUCAGCCAUCAUAAUGGAGGUAGUACGGGCACGUCACAACCGGAUGGAGACGUGGCAGAUAAGUGCUAUUCCCCCAUAUAUGGCGACCCUCGGGGCGUUGGCCUGGUAGUCGAUAUCUGCGAACCAGAGCCAAGGGAGAAGAGCGGUCACUUCCUCGUUCCACGAAUUAGCCCAACACAUAUUGACCAGGGAACGAUCGAUUUCCUGCGCUACAAGGGCGUCUUCAACUUGCCUACUCCUGCUGUCUGCGAAAUGAUCAUACGAACAUACUUCCACUAUGUGCAUCCUUUUUUCCCAGUUGUCGAUGCUCGUUCAUUCCUCGAUAUCUUUGAGAAUGCACGCAACGACCUGAGCCUGCAUCUCUUAUGGAGCAUGUUUCUAGCUGCCGCAAAUUUCGCAGAUGAUAGCACCUUAAGAGCCGGCAACUUUUCGUCUCGAAAAGCGAUGAAGCGUACGACGUAUAUGCGAGCUAAGGCUCUUUAUGACACGGAGUAUGAAAGAAGGAAGAUUACCCUCAUUCAGGCAGUACUUCUGAUGGGUUUCUGGUAUUCGGACACUGAAGACAGGACUGGGUCUUGGCAUUGGAACGGCGUUGCCAUCGGUUUGUGCCAAACGAUAGGGCUACAUCGGCAGCCAGACAGCAGUCGAAAACACAGUAAAGCCAUUUCCAUGAGCGACGUCGGACUAUGGCGGCAGAUCUGGUGGAGCUGCUUUUAUCGUGAAGCGUGGUUCUCUGCUGGCAUGGGCAGGCCUAUGCGCAUUAAUCUAGCUGACUGCAGUACCCCGAUGCCAGACCGCAAUGACUCUGGUAGCCUCCUCGCAGGGAUUCCGGAGAGUAUUCAACAAAAGUACCUUCCUGAAGGCACUGGGGACUUAGCCAAACUGUGGACGGAGCUGUUGGCACUUACGGUCUCAUUAGCGAAGAUUCUCUCAUGGCAAAACCGAGCGGAGCGGACUCCACCCAGUAGGAGUGAAGUACAGCGCAUGGACGAUAACAUCCGGCAAUAUUAUUUUCGCAAAGACCACGCCAUAGCUCACCGACAAAGUCAUGUUGUCUCCUUACACGCGUACCACCUUGAACUAUUUCUAGAGUCGGUUAUGCUGAUACUAUACCGGCCGUUUAUCUUUGAUAAGCCAGAGAUACCUUGGCCCGAUGUCUCCGCGGACGAAUGGACAUCCACUGUGGUGCGGAGGACCAAAGACGCCGCGACCAACACCAACAAGAUCCUCAGCGACAUGAUCAGUGCUGAUAUGAUCAGAAGCACUCAAGCGAUGGUGUGCAUUGCGUUGGUUCCGACAUUGCAAAUCCAUCUCCUUGACACCACCUCUGAAAAACAGCUGGUGCAACGAAUGGGCCGCCACAACCUCAAAUUUUGCAUGAUGGUUAUUGAAGAGCUCAAAUCCGUAUAUUUCGGCGCCGAAAUACUUUCCAGAAUGUUUACCAAGGCAGAAAGCCAGAUAUACAAUCAGACGCUUGCUGCCGCCCCAGUCCCUAGGGGGCAUGCGCCCGACACCUCGCUUGGUUCCACGAUCGGCUCUCCAGAUGUCCCAGCCGGUGCGCACCAGGAUGACGUGGAAGUAUUUGAUGUCUUCUCGACGAUGUUGAGUCCCUUUGCCCCUGUAACAGCCGGUGGAUUAUUCGACAAUGACGGGCUAUUUGCUUUCGAACCCGACAUCACGCUCGGGCAACUGAUGUUCCCUGAGUCCGAAUCCUCUGCAGAUGCAUAA
Messenger RNA from Penicillium griseofulvum, 1911 nucleotides. Its product is annotated as fungal specific transcription factor domain-containing protein. The transcript is spliced from 7 exons. NCBI's taxonomy places the organism in Eukaryota, Fungi, Ascomycota, Eurotiomycetes, Eurotiales, Aspergillaceae. Gene Ontology annotation, molecular function: DNA binding; zinc ion binding. The coding region runs from base 1 to 1911 and encodes 636 amino acids. Gene Ontology annotation, biological process: DNA-templated transcription. The record is from RefSeq and is a predicted model, not a curated record.